Messenger RNA from Colletotrichum siamense, 1101 nucleotides. RefSeq names its product Secondary metabolism regulator LAE1. The transcript is spliced from 9 exons. The coding region runs from base 1 to 1101 and encodes 366 amino acids. Gene Ontology annotation, molecular function: methyltransferase activity. The record is from RefSeq and is a predicted model, not a curated record. Lineage: Eukaryota; Fungi; Ascomycota; Sordariomycetes; Glomerellales; Glomerellaceae.
AUGGCCGAAGCUUCGGAGAAGCACAUUGGGUCACCCGCGGAAUCCAGGCCAGCUGAGUCGUCAACUACUCGAGCAUUCCUCGGCUCUAUUGAUGCACCAUCUAUGUCAGUAGGUGCGGUGCAAGACGGACCUCUCGAGGCUGAUGAGGCUGAAACGGGCAAUGAUGCACCAUCAAUCGACGACCGCAUCUCAAGCUACACCUCUUCCUUGACAUCAAGUGUAAUCGACUAUCCAAUGGAAUAUGGACGGCGAUAUCAUGCGUUCAGGUCAGGAUCUUACGUUCUCCCCAACGAUGAGACAGAGUCAGACCGACUCGACAUGGCACAUGCGCUCAUUACAAGAGUGAUUGGCAAUAAGCUCUACCUGGCGCCUGUAGAGACGCCCCAGGUUCAUCGAAUCCUUGAUAUCGGUACUGGAACAGGAAUCUGGGCUAUCGAAGCAAGUGACUUUUUUCCGAAUGCAGAGAUCAUUGGCAACGAUCUGAGUGCGAUCCAACCACUGUGGGUCCCGCCAAAUGUCAAGUUCGAGAUAGAUGAUGUUGAGAGCCCAUGGGUCGGCCCAAAGUACGACUACAUCAUGUGCAGGUACAUGGCGGCCUCAAUUGGCGACUGGCCAAGUUUAGUCACAAACAUUUAUGACAACCUCAACCCCGGGGGCUGGGCCGAGUUCCAGGACAUGAGCGUCGAAUACUAUUCCGACGACGGUUCAUACAAGCCUGAACAUUUCACAUACAAGUGGAACCACACCUUCGUUCAGACGCUGAAGGCUAUUGGACGAGACCCGGCCCCAGGCCCUCAGCUCGAAGGCUGGGUGAGGGGACACGGAGGAUUCAACAACGUCGCCCAUCAGAAAUUCAAGGUCCCUAUCGGGCCUUGGGCAAAGAAGCGGCAUUACAAGGACAUAGGGCUUCUUAAUUUGGCGCAAGUUUUGGAAGGUCUAGAAGGAUUCUCCCUGAAACUAUUCUGUGGAGUCCUCGGGAAGUCAAAUGAGGAGGUACAGUCGCUCCUUGCAGGUGUUCGCAACGAGUUGAAAACAAACGCUUUCCAUGCCUUGUUCGAUAUUCAUGUUGUCUUUGGGCAAAAGCCUUUCACCAAAGAAUGA